Mycena indigotica is the source of this 1893-nucleotide messenger RNA. RefSeq names its product Hydrolase-4 domain-containing protein. Bases 1 to 1893 code for a protein of 630 amino acids. The record is from RefSeq and is a predicted model, not a curated record. Lineage: Eukaryota; Fungi; Basidiomycota; Agaricomycetes; Agaricales; Mycenaceae. The transcript is spliced from 13 exons.
AUGGCUACCUCACAAUAUUCGACGUGCAAUCUACCUGAUGGCGCUACAUUGGCGUACGAGGUUCUUGGUGGCGAAUUGACGGCUACGAAUAUGGUGCCUCUUGUGCUGGUCUGCGGCAUGGCGUCUACUCGAGCCGACUGGGUGCGGCUUAGUCCUGUGUUUGCCCAAUCGCGACCUGUCUUGAUCUACGACCACAGAGGAAUGGGCGAUUCGAAGCACCCUCUCGGACUACAUCCAGGCGGAGACGAAUUCACUAUCGAAACUCUUGCACGCGACUUGGCUUACCUCAUAGGCCAUCUCGGCUGGUCGGAGGCUGCGUUCCUGGGCUUUUCUAUGGGCGGGGUCGUGGUUCAACAAAUGCUGGUGCUCCCUUACUUGCCACAGAACCCUCUGUCGUUAGUCUUCCGGCCAACGCACGUCAUUCUGGCGAGUACACGGUCCGAAGUGUUGAGCGAUCCACGACAUGGCCUGCAAACUGUCCCAGAGCCACCAUCAAAGCCGCCUACCGACACGGAACGGUACGAAAACAUCCGAAAGACGAUUGAAGCCACAGUCGACCCGGCGUGGAUUAAAGCAUACGGAAAGCAGUAUCUGGGACCGAUGAUCCAAGGAGUCAUCUCUGGCAGGCCACGUUCCUUGCACACCAUAAGCAGGCAGCGGAAGGCGCUCCAACUAUUUGAUUUCAAGGACUUGUUAGCCAAGAUCCCAAAACAACUUCCCGUGCUGGUCCUUCAUGGCGAAGCCGACCAGAUAAUUCCCUUCGAAUGCAGUCAGGAAACUUUGCGCAGUAUCCGUGGGGCGAAAUUCGUGCAAGUGGGGACCGAGCCCGGAAUGCUCCCGUCACUCCAGUUCGGCCACAACUUUACGCUCUACUUUCCGGUUAAGUCGGCUAACUUGAUCCCGGACCCUCACCAAACGACGACAGCAAUGCCCACUCAGCGACUGUUACUGCCUGACGGAGCCAAGCUGGCAUACGACAUUCUCGGCGCUGAGAAGCUUAACCAUGCGUCGCCCAUCGUUUUGGUGGGUGGAGUCAGUUCUCGGAGAAUAGACUGGAAUCGGCUGUCUACUGCGCUGGGACGCGUUCGGCCAGGCAAUCCUCAUUAUUUGCUAUCACUUUCUGUGCACUUAUGCAAUGUCAAGUUCUUGUUUAUGACCACAGGCAUGGGGAUUGGCGAUUCCGAGCUUGCCGACCGCGACGAAAAACACACCAUCGAGCUUCUGGCCCGCGACUUGCUUCUACUGCUUGAACACCUAGGAUGGAAGGAGCUCUCCAUCUGUGGCUUCUCGAUGGGCGGCGUCGUCGUCCAACAACUUCUCCUGCUUCCAUACCACCCUGAGCGACCGACCCCGCUGCCUUUCGCGGUAACCCACGUCUUUCUCACUGGUUCACUGCCCUCUCCGCUCCGCGAUUCCCGAUAUGGCUUGCCAGUACCUCCUCCCCCCACCAAAGUGCUCUCGGAACAGGAAAAGAUGGACAUUGCACGGCAUAUGCUGGACCUCUCAUUUGACCCCGUGUGGCUUUCAGACCCGGGUAAUGCUUCAAGAAUCGACCAAAUGCUGAUCCAUAGGACUUCGAAAAGGCCUAGCAAUGUUAUCUGGAAGCAGCUGCGCGCGAUGAACCGUUUUGACUUCACAGACCUGCACGCAAAACUGCCACGCUCGAUAAAAUUCAUGGUCAUCAAUGGUGAACUGGACCGCAUUGUCCCGCCCUACAGCGCCCAAGACAUCAAAAGCAAGAUUCCGUGGGCAGAGUCAGUCGAAAUAGGGCCCAAUCGCGGAAUGGUGCCCACUAUGGCGUUUGGCCAUAGUUGGUACGAAUACUUCGACGUGGAGGUUUGGGUCGAGAUAAUCGAGGCAUUUAUCGCAAGGAAAAUCAGUGCAAGGCUGUAG